Messenger RNA from Cuculus canorus (common cuckoo), 4522 nucleotides. RefSeq names its product notchless homolog 1 (gene NLE1). Lineage: Eukaryota; Metazoa; Chordata; Aves; Cuculiformes; Cuculidae. The record is from RefSeq and is a predicted model, not a curated record. Bases 463 to 2292 code for a protein of 609 amino acids. Gene Ontology annotation, cellular component: nucleolus. The transcript has 13 exons. Gene Ontology annotation, molecular function: protein binding. Gene Ontology annotation, biological process: Notch signaling pathway; ribosomal large subunit assembly.
AGCACAGGACUGAGCUAUGCAUGUGCUCUUGAAUCAUCUUCUCUCCUUGCAGAAGGCGUGAAGGCUUUGCUCUCCUGCAUCACCGACUCCUUCUCCUCCUCGGCAGGACGCGCACUGCCUCGCCCGGGGUGCUUUGGGGUCUUUUGGAGUACUUUGGGGUGUUUAUCCUGGAGAAGAGGAGGCUGAGGGGAGACCUUAUUACUCUCUACAACUCCCUAAAAGGAGGUUGUGGAGAGGAGGGAGCUGGGCUCUUCUCCCAGUGACAGGGGACAGGACAAGAGGGAAUGGCCUGAAGCUCCGUCAGGGGAGGGUCAGGUUGGAUAUCAGGAAAAGAUUCUUCACAGUAAGAGUCAUUGGGCACUGGAACAGCUGCCCAGGGAGGUGGUCGAGUCACCUUCCCUGGAGGUGUUUAAGGAACGGGUGGAUGAAGUGCUGAGGGACAUGGUUUAGGGAGUGUUAGGAAUGGUUGGACUCGAUGAUCCAGUGGGUCCCUUCCAACCUGGUGAUUCUGUGAUUCUGUUUCGGGGCGCUCGGCCGUGGUUUCGGGCACAAACACGGCUCAGGGCUGCGUUUCCUUCAGCCACCGCGCUGCCCGGCGUGGCUGUGUCGCGGCUGCAAACGCCCGCGGGGCUGCUGGAGCCCGACAGGAAUAAAACCUCCACGAAAAGAAGGGAGAAAUCCCCGCCGGGGCUUCGCUUCCUCGGGGCCUCCGGAACGCGCCCCCUGCGGCCUCGAACCUGCGGCCUCGAACCCGCGGCCCCAGCGCUGCGCGACCCGCCGGCCGCCAGGGGGCGGCAGCGCCUCCCGCCACGCGCGGCAGCGGCAACUUCCGGCUGGAAGCGCGUGGCGGCGACCAUGUCUCCGGACGAGGAUGUGCAGCGGCUCCUGAUCCAGUUCCGGGACGAGGCGGGAGAAUCUCUGGGCUCCCCGUUCGAUGUCCCGGUCACCAUCACCCCGGACAAGCUGCAGCUGGUCUGCAACGCCCUCCUGCAGAAGGAUGAGCCGGUGCCGCUCGCCUUCUUCGUCCACGAUGCCGAGAUCGUGGUGUCGCUGGAAAAGACCCUGUCGGGGCAGACGGUGGAGACGGAGAAGGUGCUGGACAUCAUCUACCAGCCGCAGGCGGUGUUCAGGGUGCGGGCGGUGACCCGCUGCACCAGCUCGCUGGAGGGACACACCGAGGCCGUCAUCUCCGUGGCCUUCAGCCCCACGGGAAAGUACCUGGCGAGCGGCUCUGGAGACACCACCGUCCGCUUCUGGGACCUCAACACGGAGACACCGCAUUUCACGGCCAAAGGUCACCGGCACUGGGUGCUCAGCAUCGCCUGGUCGCCCGACGGCAAGAAGCUGGCCUCGGGCUGCAAGAACAGCCAGAUUUUUCUCUGGGACCCAGCCACCGGCAAUCAGAUUGGUCGGGUGCUCACAGGCCACUCCAAAUGGAUCACGUGUCUGUGCUGGGAACCGCUCCACAUAAACCCGGAAUGCCGCUACCUGGCAAGUGCCUCCAAGGAUGGCAGCAUCCGCAUCUGGGACACGCUGAUGGGCAGGUGUGACAAAAUCCUCACAAGCCACACACAGUCAGUGACGUGUGUGAAGUGGGGGGGUGAUGGCUUGCUCUACUCCUCUUCCCAGGACAGGACCAUCAAAGUCUGGAGAAGCCUGGACGGCGUCCUGUGCCGCACCUUGCAGGGCCACGCUCACUGGGUGAACACCAUGGCCCUUAGCACAGACUACGUUCUCCGCACCGGUGCCUUCGAACCUGCUGAAGCCACCAUCAACCCACAGGAUGUAAGCGGCUCCUUGGCACAGCUGAAGGACAAGGCUCAGCAGAGGUAUGAUCAAGUCAGGGGCCAGGAGCCAGAAAGGCUCGUCUCGGGGUCAGAUGACUUCACACUGUUUCUUUGGAGACCAGCAGAAGAUAAGAAGCCACUGGAGAGAAUGACGGGCCACCAGGCAUUGAUUAACCAAGUCCUCUUCUCACCAGACACACGGAUAAUAGCCAGUGCUUCCUUUGACAAGUCCAUAAAGCUCUGGGAUGGUAGGACAGGAAAGUACCUGACGUCGCUGAGAGGGCAUGUCUCGGCUGUGUAUCAGAUCGCCUGGUCAGCUGACAGCCGCUUGCUCGUGAGUGGGAGCAGUGACAGCACGCUGAAGGUCUGGGAUGCCAAGACGAAGAAACUGGCCAUCGAUCUUCCUGGUCAUGCGGAUGAGGUGUAUGCAACAGAUUGGAGCCCAGACGGACAGAGGGUGGCGAGUGGAGGGAAGGAUAAGUGCUUGCGGAUAUGGCGUCGAUAGGAGCAGUGACACAAAGCUACCGGUCCCAUCCUAAGGUGGCCUACCCUCAGCACAAUCUUGUCUUGGAGAUCUGCAAGGGGAUGGAUGACAGAGGCUGACCCAAGCAUGAUUCCUUGUUCCUGUUGGCUGCCCACCCUCGUGGACUCUUUCCUUACAUUUAUUUAAGGAAAUUUUAAUUCUAGUUCUUAUUAAGAGCUGUGCUUUGCAGGAUGACUUUCUCUGAACAUUACAGCAGGGUUAUCUCAUCUGCCACCAUCUCAGCUGGCUUUUUAUUGGCAUUUCAGCCUUACAGUAGCCUCCUGCCUUGAAAGGGGCAAGCAAAGCGUGGAGACAGCUCAUGCCCUUUCCUGCUCUGUGAAGAACCCUGCAGAGAAGAGGCUUUUAGUGGGAACAGAAAGGGUUGUCCUUGUGUGACCUUCGGAGAGAGAAAGAGGAAGGGGGAAAUUCGGCACAACAUUACAUUGCAAAAUUGUGUUCGGCUGCAUGCCUGGGACAAAGAUCUGCUGAGAAUAAGAUCUUAGGCUUCUCGUUAUUCCAGUAAAGUUUUGCCUUUUUAUUUCCCUGUGGGCUGUGCUGAGCAUUACCUGUUAGUAAUGUUCCGCAUUCACAGCAGAUAACUCAUUCACUCAUCUGGUCAGGGUGCAACAGGACUUCAAAGGACCGUGAGAGCUGCGUGGAGUUUUCAGGUCUCAAUGGGUCUUGGAAAUGGGGAAAUGAGGCACUUGUGUCUCUGGACAAGAGCGCCUGUUUCCCAUUCACUGCUGGCUCAGGGGGAAGGAAGGAAGGGGUGGGGAAGGAGAAGAACAGAACAGGCGUUUUGGGUGGUGUUUGUCCCUUGCCCUGGAUACGUGCUGAGAGCAGGGCUGGGACUGUCACAAAUGGCAAAACUUCCAUUGCAGAGAGUUGGAUCCUGGUGGAAUUUCUCAAGUGCAUUUACUUGCCCAGUGGGUGAGAGGGAUUCACACUGUCAGUUACAUAUUUAUAAGCUUGCUUAUGAGCCUUUUUAAAAGUCAAUUAAGGCUUCCAACAGUCAUGAGAUGAAUACACAUGAAUUUAGUGUUAAUUUCCAGGAUGUGUAAUGAAACAGUGAAAAUCAAGAUGCAAUUAUUAAGGAGGAGAAAUUAUAUUGUCAGAUUUAGUUGCAGCAAGUUAGCAUGAAGACCAAAACAUUCUCUGUAGGCCUCAUACUGCAGUUGCUACAUGGUGGUUACUACAACUCAGAACAGGAGUUUGGGUCUCAGAUGCUUCCCAGCUGCAGAUGAUGCAUUUUAGGACUUUAUUCUUACUGGCAGGAUUGCUUCAGAGAAUUAGAAAAAGGUGGUGGAGUAAUAGCCAUUUGCUCAUCUCCAAGUGUUCAGGUGAGCAAAAGACUGGAACAAAGGGUUCAGUCUUUAAUAUGGCUGAGAAGACAAGCUGAAGUUCCUGUUGUUAGUAUCUCGUUCUGCCAGCUGACUCAGCAGGCUCUAUCUUCGUGAGAUCUUUUGGGAAGAACUCAAUAUCCUGUACCUCCUCUUCAUUAAUGUGCUUCUCCCAGCUGGUUCUUGCUGACAGUGAAGGCCAUGUUGCGUCCAUCUGCAUAAACAAAACCUUUUGUAAUUCACUACAGUAAAUGUUGUGCGACGGUGAUUUAAAACUGUAGCCGUUAAUUCUGCCUCCCCAGACUGCCAUGCCCUUGGGAGGAGAGGAGCACAUGUGCAGCUGACAGACCUCUGGUAACAGCCAAGAACUCUGCCAGUUUAGGAGUGUUUUGGGCUGCCUGUGCUAAAGGAAAUAACCCACUCUCAGGAGUUCAGCUCUGUGUCCCCAGGUUUGGCUUGCUGAAAGCAGCAGCUUCUGCAGCUCCUGGUAGACUGUGGCUCUUUCCAAGGGAAGAAGCAUCGUUCUCUGUUUCCACUCCCAAAGUGCUGUGUGAGGUCACUGUGCACUGUUAAUCCACGGUGCAUCUUUGUUGUAGAAGCGUGUUGUAUUUGAACUGGGGGAAGUGACCCUCCCUGUGGGACUGGUUUGGCUGUGCGAGUGUGUUUAUGAACCUGAAGACCACUUCCUUGUCCUCUGAUUUCCAGCCAAAGCAAUCGCUGUGCCCUCUGGAUGUUCUCCUAGGCUAGCUCCUGCCAUUCCUUCAGACUCUCCUUCUUUAAUAUUAAGCACCAAACAGAGCCUGAUUAAAACCCACCUUCCUAAUGCUGAAGCAAAAAGCUUUUCCAAAGCUAAGUGUGACCUCUUGAAGAAA